GGCGCAAGUGGAGCGAUGAGCGGCGCCGUGCGCUCGGUUCGGAAGGGCAUCUCGUGUCCGUUCCAGGACCCGAACUGCACGCGCAUCGUGGAGACGCUCUCCUCCUGGAACGAUACGGGGGUCAAUGAGUACCGGCUGGUGGACCUGCCAUCUGUUACCACCUCUAUGGCCAUGGUGCAGGAGACCCCUCGUCACCCCUUCCCCACUGUGGACGUACCUGACCACGCCCAUUACACUAUAGGGGCCGUCAUCCUGGCUAUCGGCAUCACCGGCAUGGUGGGCAACUUCCUGGUUAUCUAUGCCUUCAGCAGGAGCAGGUCACUGAGGACUCCAGCCAACAUGUUCAUCAUUAACCUGGCCAUCACAGACUUCCUGAUGUGCCUCACACAGGCACCCAUCUUCUUCACCACCUCCAUGCACAAGAGAUGGAUCUUCGGAGAGAAAGGCUGUGAGCUGUAUGCAUUCUGCGGGGCUCUAUUUGGGAUCUGCUCUAUGAUCACUCUGAUGGUGAUAGCAGUGGACCGCUACUUUGUGAUCACGCGUCCAUUGGCUUCCAUUGGGGUGCUGUCCAAGAAACGAGCCCUGCUCAUCCUCAUGGCUGCCUGGGUCUACUCACUGGGAUGGAGCCUGCCCCCUUUCUUCGGCUGGAGCGCCUAUGUUCCAGAGGGUCUGUUGACCUCCUGUACAUGGGACUAUGUGACCUUCACCCCGUCAGUGCGUGCCUACACCAUGCUGCUCUUCACCUUUGUCUUCUUCAUCCCCCUCAUCGUCAUCAUGUACUGCUACUUCUUCAUCUUCAGAGCCAUACGUACAACUAACAAGGCUGUAACCAAGAUCAAUGGCACUGGGAGCACCAGAGACUCCAUUAAGAGUUUCCAUCGGCUGAAGAAUGAGUGGAAGAUGGCUAAGAUCGCUCUUAUUGUCAUCCUCCUCUACGUCAUCUCUUGGUGCCCCUACUCCGCUGUGGCCCUGACCGCAUUUGCAGGGUAUGCAGAUUUUCUGACUCCCUACAUGAACUCAGUGCCUGCUGUGAUCGCCAAGGCUUCAGCCAUUCACAACCCCAUCAUCUAUGCCAUCACCCACCCCAAGUACAGGAUGGCCAUAGCCAAGUACAUCCCGUGCCUGGGGUUUUUGCUGUGUGUACGUAGACGCGACCUGCGAUUCACCAAUCACAGCUUCAUGUCCACCCGACGAUCCACUGUCACCAGCCAGACCUCCGACAUCGGCGACCGCUUACACCGCACCAGCACUGUCAAGUCCCGCCUCUCCUCCGCCUCCGACAGCGAAUCGGGCUGGAUAGAUACUGAGGCUGACCUCUCCAGUAUGGGCUCCUGGCCGGCUAGCCGCCAGGUGUCCUGUGAUAUCAAUAAGGACACAGCCGAGCUCCCACACUUCAAGCCCUCCAGCUCCAGCUCCAAGUCCAAGAUGAAGGGCCACGACUCUGGCAUCUUUGAGAAGGUAACUAACACAUCAAGAAGCACCAUAACUAGAGGAAUGAUUGGACGGAUCACCAGCAUCGUCAUCACCUCCGAGACCAGCCCCUUCUUACCUGUCCUUAGGACCAGUUCCCAUGGUUCCAGUACCAGGCCAGCCAAUGGCAAUGCAGAUGUAGGGUCUGUAACUAAGGGGCCACUGGAGAGUGUCCAGCAGGGUUAA
Messenger RNA from Coregonus clupeaformis (lake whitefish), 1656 nucleotides. Its product is annotated as melanopsin-A-like. The transcript is spliced from 10 exons. Lineage: Eukaryota; Metazoa; Chordata; Actinopteri; Salmoniformes; Salmonidae. The coding region runs from base 16 to 1656 and encodes 546 amino acids. The record is from RefSeq and is a predicted model, not a curated record. Gene Ontology annotation, molecular function: G protein-coupled receptor activity. Gene Ontology annotation, cellular component: membrane. Gene Ontology annotation, biological process: visual perception; G protein-coupled receptor signaling pathway.